UCAAAUGAGAUAAAAGUGCUUAGCACUCUGCCUGGCAAAUAGCAAGUGCUACAUAAAUAUGAGCUGCUAUUAUUCAGUGAUCACUGUAUGAAUCUCAGUGGUUUAUAGUAUAAUUAUAGUUGAUAACAUAGUCACUGGGUUUUUUUUUCCUUUUUGGGCAGUGCCAGCCUCUUCACCUCCCCCACGCUGGGACUUCCUCCAAAUUUCAGAGGGAACUAUUCAUAGUCUAGAUCAAUUCUUCCAGACUCAUUCCAUUGUCCUUGAACUGCUGAACAGCCAAGCAAGGUUCAGGAUGAGUUACCUGGAUGGAGUCCCUUUCAGGGUUUCCAAGAAUUUUAUGGUAGAAUGGGAACCAAUUACAGCCUCCAACUUCUGUGUACCUGACUGCAGAGAGCUCCUGCUUGGAUCUAUGCAUGACUUUUCCCUGGAGAGAAAGGUGCUUUACUGGUUGGAAGCUGCCACAAGACAAGAAAUGACUUGGGAUAACGAGACUCCUGGAAUGGCCACUGCACCUCCAUGUUGGCUCCUUUUGGUAGACUCAUUAGAUACAUCCAGUGUGGCUGAAGCGGAACCACAAGAGGACAGAGAGAAAAACUCCCCGCCACCUGGAAGCUGGAAGUGUAGGGAAGAUGGAUUCACUGAGGAGAAGGAAGAAGAGAAGGAGGAGGAUGGAGGCACUUCUUCAGCCAGCGAGGAUGACAGUAGCCCUAAGGAGACGCCAUCCCCCAGAUCUCCCUCGGCCCCCAGGUCGUUCCUUGAGAAAGGCUCUACUAGUUUCCCAGGGUCACCAAAUCUGGGCCACCGGAGGAGAUCUCUGGACAUGUUCCACAAUAUGAAGCAUGAGUUGGACAGUGUCCGAAGAAAGUUGUCGCUGUUGGUGCCCCCAUUGACUCGAGCUGCUUCCCCCGAACGCAGACUGGCCACCAAGUCCUUGGCUGUCUUCCACCGGUUCAGAAACAACAGGACCAUGACCUCUGCAGCCCCUGUCCUGGACCUGCCUCCUCAGAGUGCUCCAGCAAUACCACCAAGGCCGUCCACCGCCGGCUCCAUCCCUCCCAUCCGGAGUCACAAGCCCACGGUCCCCUCUCUCAGCCCAUACUCCUGCCUCCCGCCCUGUCCUCACACUCCACGACCGCUCAUUUCUGCUAACAACCACUCGGAUUCCACUGCUGACCUGCUGUCUGCCCUGAGUCAGGAGGAGCGGGACCUCAUUGAACCCGUGCUGGCUCUGGGGUACCCCAUGCACAGGGCCAUCCUGGCUCUGCAAAAGACAGGAAGGCAGAGCCUGAGCCAGAUGAGUUAUGGAAUCAAUCAGUUUCUCAGUUACCUCAGUACGUGUGAUCGACUGGUCAAGCAGGGCUACUCGGAGAGCCUGGUGGAGGAAGCCAUGGAAAUGUUUCAGAACUCUGAGAGAAAGGCACUGGAGUUUCUGCAUCUCUGGGAGCAGUUCAGUGACAUGGGCUUCCAACAAGACAGGAUCAAGGAGGUCCUUCUGCUUCAUGAGAAUCACCAGGAGGGUGCUCUGGAGGAGCUCAUGACUCGGGCCCAGUGA
Sarcophilus harrisii (Tasmanian devil) is the source of this 1552-nucleotide messenger RNA. It is a transcript of the gene UBAP1L, whose product is annotated as ubiquitin associated protein 1 like. The record is from RefSeq and is a predicted model, not a curated record. Gene Ontology annotation, molecular function: ubiquitin binding. The transcript is spliced from 5 exons. The coding region runs from base 293 to 1552 and encodes 419 amino acids. NCBI's taxonomy places the organism in Eukaryota, Metazoa, Chordata, Mammalia, Dasyuromorphia, Dasyuridae. Gene Ontology annotation, biological process: ubiquitin-dependent protein catabolic process via the multivesicular body sorting pathway. Gene Ontology annotation, cellular component: ESCRT I complex.